AACAUUUCAAAUACGCAUUCGGAAGUAUACCACCAGCUAAACCAUCCAUCCGAGAUCGAUGACUGCGUUAAAAAACGGUGUUGGCGCAUCCGCAGAUCAAAAGGCAAAAUUCUUCCUCGUAAUUAUGCGGCUGAAUUUAAAGUUUUUGCUGAUAAGCCUCUGCGUGACGGUUGCACUUAUCACAUUCGCACUGUGGGCCAACUGUGGCGUUGGGCAUGGGCUUGUACCGAAGUGGCCCCAGCAUCAUGGUGAUGGUGACAAUCCAUUCGAACAGACGGAAGAGAUCGACUGCAUCAUCAACCAGGAGUACGCAAUCGGUUGUCGGAAGGAGGGUGAAGAGGUUUACCUCCCAUUUUCCUUUCUGCAGAAGUACUUCGAUGUGUACGGAUCGCUCAAUGUGGUCGACGGUAGUCGGCGGUUCGAUUGGACGCACAGCUACGGGAAGGUAAACUAUCCGAAGGGAGCGUACGAUCCGCGUGGGAUUUUCAUGUAUUUCGAAAACUACAACGUAGAGAUGCGCGAUCGUGUGAAGUGUAUCAGCGCAAUCGAUGGUGUACCGAUAUCGACGCAGUGGGAAAGCCAGGGCUACUUUUAUGCUACCCAGAUAGCACAGUUUGGACUGUCGCAUUAUAGUAAAAAUCUAACCGAACCGGAACCACGGCGCAAAACGGUCGAAGACGGUGAACGAGAGCUGGCGACGUGGAUUGUGCCGAAAGGUAGCUCAAUGAAUCGUACAAUCGAUCGGAUUCGACCGGGAGCCGGUGGUGCGGUUCUUAGCUUUUCCACCGGAAAAUCGUUCGACACGGCGGUCGUGUUGCCGAUGGAUCACGUGCUGGAUCUGGUACUUAGUAUCGAUGUGCUGCUGAAGCCAAAUUCAACGAUUUGUGUGACACUUCAGAACCGUGAAACGCAGAAGCUAUAUCACGUUUACUACAUACUGGCGGAUCUGUUGAUAGGCGUGCAGGAUGAGAACAUCUACUACGGUAUCGGAUUGAACAGUACUGGUGGGUGGAAACAUUUGACUCGUGAUCUGUUCGUCGAUCUGCAGAAAGGACUGCCACAGUAUGCGAGCACAGACAAGCGGCGCAAGAUGCGACGAACAGAGCUGAAGGUGGUCGAGAUAUCGCUGCUCGGGAAUGGAAGUAUCGAUAAUUUGACGCUUUCGACGAGUGAGCAUAUAAGUCAUUUUUACGAUGCUGCUGAGUGGUUGAUAAGGCAUCAGGAUCCAAGUACGGGUGGGUGGCCUAUACCGGUGCGACGAAAGCUAGGGUCGGGAUUUGGCGAGCUGGCACGUGGUUGGUAUUCGGCGAUGGCACAGGGUCAUGCGAUAUCGCUUCUCGCUAGAGCGUAUUACCAUUCAAAGGGAGAGAAGCGAUAUUUGAGGGCGGCACUGGAUGGGUUAAAGCUGUUCCGGAUACCAUCCUAUCAGGGGGGUGUUUUAGCAACCUUCCUAGGAAAGUACGCGUGGUACGAAGAGUAUCCAACGACGCCACACUCGUUUGUGUUGAAUGGGUUUAUCUACUCGCUGCUUGGGCUUUACGACCUGAACUCAACUGCGCCUGCAAACCAAUCGAAUGAAGCGGCGGUUCUAUUUGAACAGGGAAUGGCUAGUUUGAAGAAGAUGUUGCUUCUGUACGAUACCGGCUCGGGGACGAGUUACGAUCUGCGACAUUUUACGCUUGGUAUUGCUCCGAAUCUGGCGCGCUGGGACUAUCACGCCACGCAUGUCAAUCAGCUGCUCCUGUUGGCCACGAUCGAUCCAGACCCGCUGAUCUCACAAACGGCAGAACGAUGGAAAAAUUACAUGGUAGGCAAGCGAGCACCACACAACUAG
Messenger RNA from Anopheles maculipalpis, 1834 nucleotides. It is a transcript of the gene Hsepi, whose product is annotated as D-glucuronyl C5-epimerase B. The record is from RefSeq and is a predicted model, not a curated record. Gene Ontology annotation, molecular function: heparosan-N-sulfate-glucuronate 5-epimerase activity. Gene Ontology annotation, biological process: heparan sulfate proteoglycan biosynthetic process. NCBI's taxonomy places the organism in Eukaryota, Metazoa, Arthropoda, Insecta, Diptera, Culicidae. The coding region runs from base 59 to 1834 and encodes 591 amino acids. The transcript is spliced from 4 exons. Gene Ontology annotation, cellular component: Golgi apparatus.